AUGUCAACUGUGAAAUCAAGUGCCACUAAGAAACGAGCUUCGUCUACCGAAUUCGAAACUUCGAAAUCGGAAAUACGAAAAAGAGUGAUCGCCGAGGAUGAUUUCGAUCCAGAUCUCUCCAACGAUAUCAAAGGGAUUAUGAGCGCACUGCAACAGAUCAGAGAGAAAUCUAAAAAAGACGGUCAGAAGAAGAAUGAAGAGACGAUUUCUAGCGUGGCGACUGAGAUCAAGUCUAAGCUUGAUGAGUUGAAGUCAAAACUUGAAAAAGAGAGGCAAAGCUUUGCCAAGGCAAUUUCAAAGAGCUCAAAAGAGUGUGAAAACUUGCUGAAGAGUGAGACUGCCAAGUUCCAAGCAGUUUAUGAGAAGUUUUGCAAGGAGAAAGCUACACAUUUGCAGACCUUGAAAGAUACAAUUUCAAAAUAUGAAGAGGAGAAGGAACAACUGUUCUUGCGUUAUGAACAACAGAGGAAGAAAGAAAAGAGUAUGAUAUCUGAACAUGAGAAAGCAUGCACAACUAAAAUUUCUGAACUGGAAGAGUCUCUGAAGAAGAAGAAGCAGGAUGACAAGACAUUCAGCAUAUUGAGGAAAACUCUAGGUUCAUUCCUGGAAAAUGCCUCAGAUGAGGAUUUCCCACCUGAUGAUUGAAGUCUGCUUCUGCAAUCAUACAACUGUAAUGACUCUCUUCACUAAUACUCAAAAGGUAAAGUAGCUAAUGAUUUGUCCAUCGAUAAGUAACUUUUAACUGCAC
Molecule: messenger RNA, 748 nt
Organism: Ilex paraguariensis (yerba mate)
Lineage: Eukaryota; Viridiplantae; Streptophyta; Magnoliopsida; Aquifoliales; Aquifoliaceae
Source: the annotation of a GenBank genome assembly